AUGGAUCCAGGUGGGCAGGAUCAGCGCUGCUCAGACGAGCAGCCGAGCCUCUUCAGCAAGAUCCUUCUGGACGUCACGCGCAUCUGCAACACGUCGCAGCCGGCAGAUGAGCAGGAUUGCAGCAUCGUGUAUCACACUGCAUACAUGUACUUGGAUGCAGAACAUGAGAUCGAUGUCACCUUGAACUUCAGCGACCAGACGCCAGGGACGGGACGUUGGGACUUUUUUCAAGUGACGGCCAUCCUUCAUCAGAAUGGCUGCAAUGCACAGUUAGAGCUGAGCAAGUACGAGACUGCGGAUUGCUUAGAGGGCAACGCGUCUCAUCCCAAUUUCGAGGUCAGCGUCGACCCGUUGGGUCGCAUACCGGCGCACGCCACGACGCAGCUGACCUGCAUCAGCCGGCAGAGGGCCGACGAUGCACCGACAGGGCGGUCUGUGCGCAUUGCGGACUCCUAUAA
Messenger RNA from Symbiodinium necroappetens, 458 nucleotides. The record is from the annotation of a GenBank genome assembly. Lineage: Eukaryota; Dinophyceae; Suessiales; Symbiodiniaceae.